CCGUCUUUGACACUGACUGUACUUCACCGUCCAAUAUCCUUCUGGAAGAGAAUGUACCUAAAGAAAAGAAGAUACAUCUUUGUGAUCUUAAAGUGUAAUGAUCACAAUGACAUUGCAUUGAGUGUUUACAUCAAGCACAAGAACGAAUUUCCGCCUCGAUUUACAGACCCUUCAUACAUAAUCCCAGUGAAAGAGAAUACUCCGGUUGGUACGGAAGUAUUUCGGGCCUCUGACUUUACCACCGAUAAAGAUUUCCAGCACUUCUACUCUACUCAAUGAAACAACACAACGUCAACUCGUCAGGCGGUCUGAAAGAUAAGUUCAUGAUGAAUGAUUCCGUGAACGGUACAGUCUAUGUUGCUGGCCAUCUCGACUUCGAGCUAGAAAACCAAUAUUUUUACGAUAUAAAAGUUGAGGACGGCAGUUUCAGCCAUACAGCAAAACUUAUCAUUGAUGUUGAAGACGUCGAUGACCUGGGACCUGUUUUCGACCAAAAGAAUAACAGUUUGAGUCUGGAGUUCUCCAAAACGCUCCCAAUCUAUAUCUAUAAAAUCCAAUACAACUAUACGGGUGAAAUCACUGUUAGUCCAGAAGCUGUCAGAGCAGUCGAUGUUGAGAAAGAACAUUAUAAUGUUAAAUAUUCUCUUGAAACUGCAACGCCGUUGAUUCUAGUCAAUUAUUUCGCCAUCGAUAGUGAAACAGGCCAAAUGCGUCUGGAGAAAGAGCUAACGAGGAAUAUAUCGCUUCCUGGUGUUAUUAUUAUCAAGGCUGAAGACGUAUCAUCCUUGAAACAUUCGUCUAUUGCCGUUUUAUUCCUUCUUGCUCAACCCAACCCGAUUUUACCGCCAAAACUGCCAUAUCCGCCACUGAUGCAACCUCGAAAGUUAAUCGCAGCAACCUUUACAGAAGGCAUUUCCCAGGAUGUGUUUAUCGGAAUGAUGACGGUGCUGAUGUUGGCAGUCGGAUCUUUGGUGGUGGCCCUCGCUUACAUUAUAAUAAACUGCAGAAAGUCGAGAAAGGAGCAACAGAGGAGAAUGGAACAUUAUGAUUUUGGCGGAUAUAAAAAUGAAGUGAGGUAACAAGAAAGAGAAAUAAAAU
This is a messenger RNA of Octopus sinensis (East Asian common octopus), 1098 nucleotides long. Its product is annotated as cadherin-99C-like. Lineage: Eukaryota; Metazoa; Mollusca; Cephalopoda; Octopoda; Octopodidae. Gene Ontology annotation, biological process: homophilic cell-cell adhesion. Gene Ontology annotation, molecular function: calcium ion binding; cadherin binding. The transcript has 11 exons. Bases 276 to 1079 code for a protein of 267 amino acids. The record is from RefSeq and is a predicted model, not a curated record. Gene Ontology annotation, cellular component: membrane; catenin complex.